AUGGAUGCGGAUGAGGUUCGCAACAGCGUGGACUUUGUGCUGCAGUCUCUCUAUGCGGAGAAGCCUGAGAAGUUCGGAGAAGUAAUGUUCUUGCUGUGCACCAUGGAUGAGCACUAUUCGUACCUCGCCAAGCUCACAUCAAUCCCCAAGGCCAUGGAUACAUAUCUUGAGAAGCUGAUUCUCCAGAGCCCUAUGCCAUCGCCUGGGACUGCUGGUAUCCCUUCGAGUGUUGACGAAGCAGAGCUGAUGCUGAACGAUUGUCGUGACAGAUUUGGCACCAAUGUCGUUCGGCUGGAAAAGGCGGGCAUCAUAAGCCGUUCCAUUCUGGACGGCUUAUCAAGGAGCCAUGCAGGCAUGGCAGUGGGCUGCGCAGAGGCUGCCGCACAGUUUGCAGGAAUGACGUCUCAUUCGCUGCAGCGCGCUUUCGUCAUGACUGCAGUCUCCAGAGUUGCAGAAGUUGUGCCGAUGGACCAAGGGAAUGUCUUCCAAGCCAUCUUCAUGAAGCGGCUCGCCAACGCUACAGCCGUGGAGUCUGAAUUGGCUCAGCAGCUUGCAAAGAGGUACGGUGACUUCGGAGCCUGUUGCAAGUGGGCAGGCGCGGCUGGCGCCAUCCUCCAGGUCGGGCUGCUUGGCUACGAGCUCUAUGCAGACAUCCGAAAGUACUGGAAGGGCGAAAUCGACGGCUACCAGUGUGCCGAGAACCUGAGCAGCUCCUUUGCCUCAGCCGCAGCUGCUGCUGGAGGUGGUCUCGCGGCGGUAACACUAUGCGCUGGAGCCGCUCCUUGCGGCUUAAUUUUCGCUUCUUUGGCGGCAGCGUGUGUGGCAUCUGGGCUCACAUCCUUCGCAGUCCGUGCAUGCUUCCAACGCUGCUUCGACAAUGACCGGGACCGAGCAUUGAAAAGGGCCUACGAGGUCUUGGGCAUCACCAGGGGUGCUGCUCCAGAUGUGGUGAGGCAGGCUUAUCUGACCAAGGCCAAGGAGACGCAUCCAGACAAGGGUGGGAAUGAGCAGCUGUUCAUUGAGCUGAAUAGCAGCUACGAGCUGAUAAGGGCGUCGAAAUUUUGA
This is a messenger RNA of Symbiodinium sp. CCMP2592, 1065 nucleotides long. The record is from the annotation of a GenBank genome assembly. NCBI's taxonomy places the organism in Eukaryota, Dinophyceae, Suessiales, Symbiodiniaceae.